Leptopilina boulardi is the source of this 2312-nucleotide messenger RNA. It is a transcript of the gene Rfwd3, whose product is annotated as E3 ubiquitin-protein ligase RFWD3-like. The transcript has 5 exons. Lineage: Eukaryota; Metazoa; Arthropoda; Insecta; Hymenoptera; Figitidae. Gene Ontology annotation, molecular function: ubiquitin protein ligase activity; protein binding. The record is from RefSeq and is a predicted model, not a curated record. Gene Ontology annotation, biological process: interstrand cross-link repair; protein ubiquitination. Gene Ontology annotation, cellular component: nucleus. The coding region runs from base 376 to 2124 and encodes 582 amino acids.
CAUCUCGUUCGCGAAGCUAUUGUGUCUUGAGCUUCAUGCAAAGCAAGUACAGAUUUCAAGUUGUGUAGAAGCACCUUUACAAGGAAAUGUGGGUUAAUAACCCUUUUACUUGUUAUAUUAAUUUCUAUAAGGUAAUAUAGUUUUUAGGUUUCAAUAUACUCAUCUAAUUGAAUUCGUUUAAGUUCUGCGUUGUAAACAGCAUCAUAUGGGUUGUUGAAUCUAGGGUGAACUUCAUGAAUGUUAAAUGUUGAUAAACAGUAAACAAAGAGUUUGUUAUUUAUUUUAUUGUUCAACAGUGAGUACCUAUUAAGUAGCCAGUCUUAAUGUAAAAUAUGUUUUUUUGUUUAUGACUGAGUUGAACAAAAUUUCUGGAAAAUGGAAGAAUCAGAUUCUGUGAAUGCAGAUAAUCUUGAUGUACAACAAGAACAAAUCGAGGUCCCUGAAGAACAAAUUGAAAGAUAUGAAGAGGUUAUAAUAAUAGAAGAUCAAAAUGAGGGUGAUGUACCUGAAGCUGCCCCCGAGAUAGAAGUUGACGUUGAUAGAGUUGACCAUGACAUUCCAGUGGAUCAAGAAGUCGUUAUAGUAACUAAUGAAGAGCCACAAAGAGAUGAAUCUGGUAGUCGGGUCAAAAGAAGAAAGUAUGCUGAAAUCAGUAGUAGCCCUGGGGGAUUGUCUGAUGACAGUAUAGACGCUGACCAGAAAUGUUCAAUUUGUCUCGAAGGCUGGAGUAAUUACGGGGAUCAUCGCCUUUGUUGUUUGAGAUGUGGCCAUUUAUUUGGACACAAAUGUAUCAAACAAUGGUUGGAGCAGUUUCAAAAUGCUCAGUCUCGCCGCUGUCCAGAGUGCAAUACAAAAGCAACAAAAAAAGACAUUAGGAUAUUGUAUGCCAAAAAAUUAUACUGCCUUGAUAAUGCCGAAGAAGAGAAAUUAAAAGAACAGUUAAAAGCUGCAAAUAUUCAUAAGGAACAAAUUGAAAGACAAUUAAUAGAGUACAAAACAAAGGUGAAAAUGUUCGAGUAUCAAAUCACCUCGAUGCAAAAGCGAAUCGAUGAUUUUGAAAAUGAAAGAACAAGACGGUUUCAUCAUUCUAACACGAGUUCCAUGUAUCAUGAUACUCUGCUUCUUCAAAAAGAGCGGUCCUUCACCAUUUGUGAGAGGGCGGGUUGUCGAGUAAUGGCAUAUAAUCCAUGGCACAAUAUAUUAGUGACAUCUUUAAAAACAACUCAUCCUUUAAGAACCGACCACGGAAUUAGUAAAAUUAAGUUAGACACAUUUUCACUUAUGCCCUACCGCAGUGUUCAUAAUGGUGCUAUCAGGGAUUUAGACUUUCAACUUGAUCAUCCCAAUAUUAUGCUAAGUGCGGGUUUUGACAAGCGAGUUAUCUUGACCGACAUUCGCGAUAUAUGUCGGGAAAUACAUCAUUACGAUGAAAACGCUCAGCUCUGGAGUUGUGCUUGGUCUAGGGAAUAUCAUCACUAUUUUUUUGCAGGAACACAAAAUGGAUGUAUUGUCAAGUAUGAUAUUAGACAAACGGGAACAUCAUUGGAAAUAAUACAAAAUCCAGAUGACAGUUCACCUAUCGUCUCUUUAGCUUCCGUGCCUCACAAUUCACAUGGAACUUUCAGAACAGGAGGACUGCUGGCUUGUCACUUAAAUACUUGUUAUGCAUAUACUGUGAAAGAUGGCAUCUAUCAAGGAAAUAGAAUGAAUCUUGAGGGUCCGUUUAUGUCGGUGCGUUACGAUGAAAAAAACAACAAUUGUCUGGUUUCCUGUCGUUCAAAUACGAGACAACAGCAUGUUCGGCAUUAUGUUUGCAAUGUGGAGAGAAAUGAGGAGGAUGGCUUUCAGUGUAAUAUAGUUCACACGUUUCACGCAGGCGAUGCACAGAGAAUUCUCUCAAGACCCUGUCAUAUGUAUUUACAAGAUGAUACAUUAGUUGUUGCAAACAACGACAGUACGAGUAACGUUGUUCUCUGGAGUGUUUCCACUGGGAAAGAGAUGUUUAAAUUACCUGUACAUAAUUCCGUAGUAGACACGUGUUCUUUCGAAUUCAACAAUAGGUACCUUGCUAUUUUAACGUUAGAAGACCUUCAUUUGUAUAGUCAAAAAGAAGAUGACCGGUGAAUAAUUGAAUGCAUUGUAAAUUAAACAUCCAGCACAAAUCUAUUUUCAUCAUUCUCCAAGACGAAUGUUUAUUUUCGUUUUAUUUUUUUCUAGUUUACGAAAAUUAAUUCUUUACAAAAUUCAUGUAUAUAAAAUAUAUAAUCUUGUAAUAUAAGAAAAGAUUUUUUAUAAAUACUUUUGAAAAUGAA